AUGUUUGCAAUCAAUAGAAUACAGUUGGUGUUAACAUUCGAGCCAACGAGAAAAGCGACCUCGAGCCAACGAGAAAAGCGACCUCGAGCCAACGAGAAAAGCGACCUCGAGCCAACGAGAAAAGCGACCUCGAGCCAACGAGAAAAGCGACCUCGAGCCAACGAGAAAAGCGACCUCGAGCCAACGAGAAAAGCGACCUCGAGCCAACGAGAAAAGCGACCUCGAGCCAACGAGAAAAGCGACCUCGAGCCAACGAGAAAAGCGACCUCGAGCCAACGAGAAAAGCGACCUCGAGCCAACGAGAAAAGCAACCUCGAGCCAACGAGAAAAGCAACCUCGAGCCAACGAGAAAAGCAAGCUCGAGCCAACGAGAAAAGCAACCUCGAGCCAACGAGAAAAGCAAGCUCGAGCCAACGAGAAAAGCAACCUCGAGCCAACGAGAAAAGCAAGCUCGAGCCAACAGGGCUCGAGUGGUUAUUCAUCAAUUGA
This is a messenger RNA of Mya arenaria, 489 nucleotides long. RefSeq names its product muscle M-line assembly protein unc-89-like. NCBI's taxonomy places the organism in Eukaryota, Metazoa, Mollusca, Bivalvia, Myida, Myidae. The record is from RefSeq and is a predicted model, not a curated record. The transcript has a single exon. The coding region runs from base 1 to 489 and encodes 162 amino acids.